AUUGCUCUGAACGUAAUCUCAUUUAUGGAGUGCAAAAAAAAAAGGACUUCAGGUCAGGGAGAAUGUAUAAAUGUCCAUCGCCAUCAAGGUUCUGCCACAUUUGAGAAGCAGAAGCAACUCCAAGGACACAGCUCACAGGCUGAUUUGGUUCUCGGCUCCAAAACACGGACUGACUUGGGGAUACUUUCUAGGACACUCUGGCCGAUAACUUUGAAGAGACCCUGUGAAGGUGACAGUGAGGGGCCUCUGAUCGCAGACCUAUAUUAUACUUCCCCAACAUGUGCAGUGGGGGCUGUGCCAGGUGCCUGGGGGGCACCCUCAUCCCCCUCGCCUUGUUUGGCUUUUUGGCUAACGUCCUGUUAUUUUUUCCUGGAGGAAAAGUGAUAGACGACAACGACCACCUUUCUGACGAGGUCUGGUUUUUCGGAGGAAUAUUAGGAAGCGGGGUGUUGAUGAUCUUCCCCGCGCUGGUGUUCUUGGGCAUGAGGAACAAUGACUGCUGUGGGUGCUGUGGCAACGAGAGCUGUGGGAAGCGCUUCGCGAUGUUCACCUCCACAAUAUUUGCUGUGAUUGGAUUCUUGGGUGCUGGAUAUUCAUUUGUCACCUCGGCCAUCUCAAUCAACAGGGGUCCUAAGUGUCUCAUGGACAAUAGCACGUGGGGCUACCCCUUCCAGGAAGGGGAUUACCUCAAUAAUGAGGGCUUAUGGAGCAAGUGUCACGAGCCUGUCAACGUGGUGCCCUGGAAUCUGACCCUCUUCUCCAUCCUGCUGGUCGUAGGAGGGAUCCAGAUGCUUCUCUGUGUCAUCCAGGUGGUCAACGGCCUCCUGGGGACCUUGUGUGGGGACUGUCAGUGUUGUGGCUGCUGUGGGGCUGAAGGUGACCAGACUUUUCAGUCUCACACACAGUUGACCACAGUCCUGGAGAAAGAGGACUCCAAAUACAUGUAG
This is a messenger RNA of Mirounga angustirostris (Northern elephant seal), 947 nucleotides long. It is a transcript of the gene TM4SF4, whose product is annotated as transmembrane 4 L six family member 4. The record is from RefSeq and is a predicted model, not a curated record. Bases 279 to 947 code for a protein of 222 amino acids. The transcript has 5 exons. Gene Ontology annotation, cellular component: membrane. NCBI's taxonomy places the organism in Eukaryota, Metazoa, Chordata, Mammalia, Carnivora, Phocidae.